Molecule: messenger RNA, 1053 nt
Organism: Lodderomyces elongisporus
Lineage: Eukaryota; Fungi; Ascomycota; Pichiomycetes; Serinales; Debaryomycetaceae
Exons: 1
Coding region: 1-1053 (350 amino acids)
Biological process (GO): inositol catabolic process
Cellular component (GO): cytoplasm
Molecular function (GO): inositol oxygenase activity; iron ion binding
Source: RefSeq, a predicted model, not a curated record
AUGACAUCUCGGAUAGAAAAGGAUACUUUUUUGCGCAAGUCUAAAAAGAGCGAAAAUAGCGCUAUAGGCAAUGUAGUUAGCAAUAAGGGCCAUAUUUUGGAGAAAAUUGAUGACGAUGUGCUUCAGGUUAACAAACUCCGUAAGUCCUUAAAAGGUGAUAAAGAGCCAAGUCUUGAAAAAGAGAUAGCACUAGAAGAAGCACUAGAAGAAGCACAAGAUGAUCAAGCAGCCGAUGACAACUGGCAGCUUACAACAGAAUACUACAAGAACAUUGAUACGAAAGUUUUUCGACAGUAUGAGCUAGCAUGUGACCGAGUCAAGCAGUUCUACGAAGAACAGCACCUGAAGCAAACUGUCGCAUACAACAUACAAGCACGCAUCAACUUCAAGACAAAGUCAAGGGAUAAGAUGACAGUAUGGGAGGGUUUGGAGAAAUUAAACAAGCUAUUGGAUGAUAGUGAUCCCGAUACUGAGUUGUCUCAGAUUGAUCAUGCAUUGCAAACUGCGGAAGCGAUCCGACGAGAUGGGAAACCUCGAUGGUUUCAACUUGUCGGGCUAAUUCAUGAUUUGGGGAAACUAUUGUAUUUUUUUGACUCAAUGGGCCAAUGGGAUGUUGUUGGCGAUACUUUUCCUGUAGGUUGCAAAUUUUCCAAAAGGAUCAUCUUUCCCGAGAGUUUUGCCAAGAACCCUGAUUUCUUAAAUCCAUUAUACAAUACGAAAUACGGUAUUUACUCGAAACAUUGCGGUCUAGACAAAGUAAUGCUUAGUUGGGGGCACGAUGAGUACAUGUAUCAUAUAGCCAAACGGAGUUCAACCUUGCCUCCCGAGGCUUUGGCUAUGAUUAGAUAUCACUCUUUUUACCCAUGGCAUCUGGAACUUGCAUAUAGUUACCUAAUGGAUGAACAUGAUAAGGAGAUGCUAAAGGCGGUAAAGGCAUUUAACCAAUACGAUUUAUAUUCAAAGAUUGAUCAACAAUACGAUAUAGAAGAAUUGAAACCAUACUAUUUGGAAUUGAUUGACGAAUUUUUCCCAGAUAAGAUUAUUGAAUUUUGA